Symbiodinium natans is the source of this 2191-nucleotide messenger RNA. Lineage: Eukaryota; Dinophyceae; Suessiales; Symbiodiniaceae. The record is from the annotation of a GenBank genome assembly.
GGAACUAGAGAGGGACCUCCCGCACGACCUCCCGCUGGAAGAGGCGCUCUCCGACGCGCUGCGGCAGUCGCCGCACUGGGCCCGCGGGAGGGCGUUGCUUGCAGCUCUCUGCGAGGCCUUCGUACCUCAAAACCGCAGCUGCGCAGCCUACCAGGCGAGGAUCGCGCUGCGCUUGAAUCCCAAAGAUGAGGUCGCACUCGUCGUUGCAGCAUCCAUCGAGGCCAAGAAGAUGCCGGUUGUCUUCGACUGCAACUGCGAGGAUCCUUCACUCCAGCUCGUGCCUCACAGCAACCUGGGAGUGGCUCCGUAUUGGUACAGGAUGCCGGAGGCCGCAGAGGCAGCGAAGAAGACUCGGGCGGCGCUGCGGGACAGGGUGGUGGCCCUCCUCCGCCGUGCGAUGGACGUCUCAUUCCGUGGGGAGAUCCGGGCUGCCCUGGCGGCACAGCUGGGCACUGCGCCCGAGGCCCUGGAGCUCUGGCGGGAGGCCGUCACACAAGCGCCGGAGUCGAGGGCGCUCCUCAACCGGGCCAUCCACCACAUGGAGUCCCUUGGCCUCGCGAGGGAGGCCAAGGAACUCGCGGCCGGGGCUGUCAAGCGAGGCCUUUGGAGCCACCCGGACCAGAGGCCUCACCUCUUCUGGCCUGCGCUGCCCUUCAAUCCGUUUCCAGGCCCGGAGCUGGACUCUCGCCUUCCGCGUGCAGCGGCUGCUUUCGCUGCUCGCCUCGAGGAGCUCCAGACGGAGCUGCUGAGGGCAAAGAUUCCUUACACCGCUCAUAGCUCACCUUGCCCUGUGGGGGCCAACUGCACUGAGGUGUUGCCAGGGCUUUUUCCACGAACUGUUCGCUACGCAGGCUUUUGGGAGACUGGCCUCAUCAUCGGACGCGACAAGCCCUGCUCUGCGCAGAUACCUUUGACCUGCCGUGCCAUCAAGGAGAUCCUUGAGACGGAGGGUUUCACGGUAAUUGCUGCCACAAUCUCCACGGUCUUCGGUCCCCGGUCCUCCAUCGAGCCACAUGCCUCUGCAGUGCAGGGGCGCCUGAGGCUCCACUGCCCGGUGGCACUGCCCGAUGGCGCUUCGAUCCUUGAAGUGGCUGGGAACCCACAGAGGCGACACCAAGAAGGUGAAUGCUUCUGGUUUGAUGAGAGCGUGCAGCACAAGGCCACAUAUUCCUCUGUGAACAAUCUGCCGCGGACCCUCCUCAUGAUCGACAUCGCGCACCCUGCUUUGGAGGACAUGUCUGGGGAGCCCACAAUGGUGACAGAUCCCUUCACAUCAAGAUAUUGGCACACCUUUUUCCCCGCAAAUCCUUCCAAGCCGCUUUACGCCUCCAGCCCGCUGGAGGAGGAGUGGCUGCAGCAUGCACAGAACUGGACGCGGAGUCCCUGGGUCUUUUGCACGAAGAUGAAGGCCAAAAUGCUGGACCAGUGGCUUGAUGGCGUGGAGGCUUCACUUGCGAAAGAGCAUCCAGCCAUCUUCUCACUUUUCUGGGAGAGGUCCAGCAACACCUUGCAGUGGAUCGAGCCACUGGCGGGCGCGCUGCGCCAUCCUGCGGCUUUCUGCGAGUCCUACUGGCGCCGUGUGCCCGAGCCGCUACGCUGGAAGAAGUCCUUCCAGGAGCAUCAAGGAGAUCCAGGGCACAAGGGCGGAUCAUUGGACAUGAGCCUGGACUACUUGUUCCUGUCCAAUGCGGCCUGGGCUGACAAGGGCCGACGGCUGCUCUUUGAUGCAGGUGCAAAUGCCUUCAACACCUCGCUGGGUUGGCUGGCUGAUGCCUACCGCAAGAACGGCAUCAUAUUUGACCACCUUUGGGGGUGGGAAGUGAACCCGCCACCAACGUACUGCGUGCCGACGGAAUGGAUAAGCCGCCUCAGCUUCUCAACGGAGCCCGUGGUGGCCACCCAGGGCGUUCCCAACAAUCCCGUGCAUCUCAUGGAGCAGUUGUGUUCACCGGAAGACUUUUGCGUGUUCAAGCUGGACAUAGAUGAACCCCGCAUCGAGCGCGAACUUGUGGCGCAGAUCCUCCGGCCUGGUGGCCUUGCAGAACGAGGUGUCUUGGACGAGUUUUUCUGGGAAGACCAUUUCGCCUUCGAGCGCUACGGCCUGUAUGGCGGAGAGGGAGAGAUCCAGGACACCUACCAGGUCCUGUUGGCUUUGCGGAAGCAAGGCAUCCGCGCCCACGCCUGGCCUUGA